UUUCAUGUUCCUUCUUGUUUUUCUCCAAUCAACACAACCAAUCACUGGUCUCGAUUUUUGCCUUCUUUGCAAACUUGAUGACGAGGCUGUGCAAUCAAUGGUGCUCUCUCUCUCUCUCUCUCUCUCUCUCUCUCUCUCUCUCUCUCUCUCUCUCUCUCUCUCUCUCUCUCUCUCCCCCCCUCUGGAAGGUCAAUUUCCUACCUCAUCCAAGAACACAGAGGUGGUAUAUGUUGUAGGAUCUAGCUGGAACUCGGAACAAUGUUUGAGUUUUCCAUCAAACUCCUGGGAUUGAGAGUGUUUGUGUCCUGCAUGGGAUUAGCAGGCAACAUUUUACUCAUCAUUUUCAUCAUUCAGACCAAGUCCUCCCAUGUUAAAUCAUUUGAGUUGUUUCUUCUGGGACUCGCUGCGGCCAACUUGGAGGAAAUUGUCAUGAUAAACUUGUACAAUGUUGUCGUCCUCCUGACUUCGUCCACCAACGCCUGCACUUGGUGCUGUCGCUUGCUCAAGUUUCUCACCGUCUCUGGUGAAAUGGCCAGCAUCCUCUUCACGGUCGUCAUCAGCGUCUACCGCUACCAGAAGCUGUGUGAUGCCAAAAGGGUCAACCUCCCGGUGUGCCUGGACAGCAUUCGAUCUGCCUGGGUGAUGAGCGGAGUUUGCGUGAUGCUCUCGACGUUCGUCGGUCUCCCCAUUUUUGCCAUCACCUUUCACAGCUCCGUGGAAAACAUCACAGAAAACAGCGGCGGCUGCCUGCCUGACUUCUUUUACUGCAGUAAAACUGACUGCCCCACAAUCAACCUUGUGUACAAAUACCUGUUCUUGCUAUUAUGCUACCUGCUACCUCUGAUCAUCGUUACAGUCAGCAGCUGUCUCAUUGUCAUAGUGCUUCUGAAUCAGGAGAAGGCAGUGAUACCGGUGGAUGAGUUUGGCGGCACAAACCAGCAUGACAAGGAGACUCGUCAUCACAGUUUGCAUCGAAGUACAGUUGCUGUGAUAGCAGCGAUGUGGUUAUUCCAAGUAGACUGGACUCUCUACCUGAUCCUUCAAUGGAUUUUAAGCCCUAAUGAAUUUCCUUUUUGGUUGGAAAUUGAGUUCUUUAUCUCAACUUCCUACACAUCUAUAAGUCCAUACGUGUAUGGCUUUGGAAAUCACCUGUUCUCCCUCAAAAACUUCAAAACAGUUUUUAAGCUUUAA
Messenger RNA from Austrofundulus limnaeus, 1191 nucleotides. It is a transcript of the gene ora6, whose product is annotated as olfactory receptor class A related 6. Lineage: Eukaryota; Metazoa; Chordata; Actinopteri; Cyprinodontiformes; Rivulidae. The record is from RefSeq and is a predicted model, not a curated record. The coding region runs from base 259 to 1191 and encodes 310 amino acids. Gene Ontology annotation, cellular component: neuron projection; plasma membrane. Gene Ontology annotation, molecular function: somatostatin receptor activity; neuropeptide binding. The transcript has 2 exons. Gene Ontology annotation, biological process: cellular response to glucocorticoid stimulus; neuropeptide signaling pathway; cellular response to estradiol stimulus.